Molecule: messenger RNA, 1146 nt
Organism: Adineta ricciae
Lineage: Eukaryota; Metazoa; Rotifera; Eurotatoria; Adinetida; Adinetidae
Source: the annotation of a GenBank genome assembly
AUGUCGAAGCAAGAAGAUGCAAGUACAUCGGUAUCCUCAUUGCCCACAACAAUAGUAACAACAGAAGCUGCACAAUUCGAACGGACACCAUUCGUAUCACAAAUUCGAAAAAGGAAAUUCGAUGAAACGAUAGAAUUAACGAUGGCAACAGACGAAAUGAACAAAUUAGAAGAAGAAUUUAAGACAAUAUCCGAUGCCGCUAUGAUUGAACGAAUACUCACUACAUUCAAUGGAUAUCUAUCUCUUCGAAGUAAAAUUCAAAAUUACCUAAAAACGAAUGGAACACUCUUGAUAUUUGCACGGAACUAUGCAAGUUUACUUGCAAGAUAUUUUUCUUUCAAAGCAAAAUUAGAAUUAUAUCAAACGUAUACGCAUAUGACUCAAACUGUAUUCCAUUGGUUUUCUACAAUGUCGAAAAGAUUACUAGAAAGCAAUAAUAUAGACGAAAGUAUUUUUCGUAUGCAACUAUAUGUCAAUCAGGAAUUGAAGUCAACUCAGGAACAAUUACGAACAAUUCAAGACAACUUAGCUAUAUCUAUGCAAAACGCUCAUCAACCGUCCAUGACAUUGGAAUAUUCAACCGAUCUACGAAUGAUCACAACUUCAGUUGUCAUGCUUGUACGCAAAGAGCAACAACGAUAUACUCAAACACUUUUACAAAGAAGACAUCUACUUAUGUUAAAUGCGAAAGAUAUUCGUUUAGUCUAUGAAUUUUAUCAAUUGCAACCAACUCCUGUACAACUUGCAGGCGCCGAAGCUAUAUGGCAAUUGACUGUUAAUCAACAACGGUUUAAGCGAAAACAUAUGUCACAUGGUACAAAGGCAAUGAACAAAAUUUAUGAAUACGAGAAAGUGAUAGACAAUCAUAAAACCAAAGUACGUCUUGCACACGAAAAUCAUCGAUUAGCAACAGAAUAUUCAAGACUGAAUACAGAUUUAAUAAUGGAUAUUAUUGAAAGUCGCCAAAAAACAUUAAAACAACGUAUUGAAUGUGAAGAUGAAUUGAAUCGAAUAUUUCCCAUGUUAAAGUGUGAAACAACAACCACUGGUACAAAAUCGAAUGAGACAGAUGUUACUGCCACCACCGCUGCUGCUGAAGAUGGUAAUGAUGAUGAUAGUAAUAAUAAUAAUGAUGUCGAAUAUUAA